Molecule: messenger RNA, 1906 nt
Organism: Scatophagus argus
Lineage: Eukaryota; Metazoa; Chordata; Actinopteri; Scatophagidae
Gene: klf11a
Product: Kruppel-like factor 11a
Exons: 4
Coding region: 160-1596 (478 amino acids)
Biological process (GO): regulation of transcription by RNA polymerase II
Molecular function (GO): RNA polymerase II cis-regulatory region sequence-specific DNA binding; DNA-binding transcription factor activity, RNA polymerase II-specific
Source: RefSeq, a predicted model, not a curated record
UCUGAAUUUUGUUUCUGUGUUUUUUUGGGGUUUUUUUUGGCUCCACUCAGCUGAAUCCAGUCUGCUGGCGGAGGCUCCGCGCCGCUGACUGACUGCUCGCACUCCGCCGCCGUCUCUGCCGUUUAUUUCAGUUUCUGUGGCACAUUUCAGCUCGUCCUCAUGCUCGGCUUCACUGCGGAGCGCGGCAGCCAGGUUGACCAAAAGGACAGUUGGCAGGUGACCACCAUGGAGGUGAAGCCCUGCGUUGAGCAUCAUGACCUGGAGGCUGCUGAGGCACUUGUCAGCAUGAGCUUCUGGGGUCAGAUUUCACACAAGCCCCGCCCACUGACCCCCACCUCCGAUUCCUGUGAUUCCAUCCAUCUCCAGCUGGAGGGGGGAGACACUCCUAAAGACCUGAUUGCUCUGUCCUCGCUGUGUAUGACUCCACCCCACAGUCCGAGCUUUGCCGAGGCCUCCACCACUACAGUCCUCACCACCACCUCCAUCCUCAGCCCCACCUCCAGACCAGUCUUACCGCCUCGUGGCCCCGCCUACCUCAGUGAUUCCCACAUUUUUGUCCCACGACUGUCCUCCUCCUCUUCUGUCACCCCAGAGACCUCAGCUCUUCCACCCCAGACAGACAUGUCCUGUGUGGCCCCACCUGGCAGAGCGAUGGCCACUAGUGUCAUUCGCCAUACUGCCGACCGCCUCGUCGCCCCUCCUGCUCCAGCUUCCUCCACCACCCGGCCCACAGAAACCUCCCUGCCACCUAAGCUGGGACCUCCACAGACGCUUCCAGAGGAGAGAGACAGACGUCUUGUGUCUCCUGACAGCCCCUCCUCUCCUGUCUCCUCAGCGUUGUCUCCACACUCCUGCCCACUAUCUUCCUCCUCCUCCCCUUCCUCUUCGGUCCUCUGCCAGGUUUUCCCGAUGGGUAGCCGGACGGGGAUGAUCUCUGCCUUUGUCCAGGCUCCGGUUCAGGUGCAGGCUCAGGGGGGGCCCAAGCCCAUCCUACCACAGUCUCCUUCCAGUUUCGCUCAGCCUCUGCUGGUGGGCUCCACUGUGCCCCAGGGGACUGUGAUGUUUGUGGUCCCCCAGCCACCUGUCUCUCAGCCGCAGGGCCCUCAGACUGUCAUGACCCUGGGCAACACCAAGCUCCUCCCCCUGGCCCCGGCCCCAGUUUAUAUGCCAACAGGUGCGAGCAGCGGUGCCUCGCAGGCCGACUUCUCCCGUAGACGAAAUUAUGUGUGCAACUUCCCUGGCUGCAAGAAGACCUACUUCAAGAGCUCCCACCUGAAGGCUCACCUGCGCACACACACAGGUGAGAAGCCGUUCAGCUGUCACUGGGAGGGCUGCGACAAAAAGUUUGCCCGUUCUGACGAGCUUUCCCGCCACCGCCGGACGCACACUGGCGAAAAGAAGUUUGUUUGCAGUGUGUGUGACCGGCGCUUCAUGCGCAGCGACCACUUGACCAAACACGCCAGGCGGCACAUGACCACCAAGAGGGCGUCUUCAUGGCCUGCCGAAACCCGAGACCUCAACAAAGUGGCCCUGCUCAAAGGCCAAAACAGAGGCUCUGCGCUUCCUGUCAGCAUGCUGGUCCCCUCAGCCAACUAACUGAGUCAGUCAGGAGUCAGCUCAGGUCCUGGGGGGGGGGGGCGACUGCCAGGCACUUCCAGCAAAAACUGUGACUGGAUGCUUCAAUCAGCUCCACAUCAGGACAACUUUUUCUACAAAUCAGACUCGGCUGGUGAACGCUGUGAAGACGAUCACCGAGCUCCGGCUACGUUUACAUGAAGAACAAGGUCAUUAAAAUGUGGUCAGCUCUGAGUAAGAUGACGGUUUGACGGUCAGGUACACACCAGGUUACUGUGGUGUGGAAACCAUCGAGAGUUUUCACAGUAACUGUUCUGGUUUAGUUUUUAUU